This is a messenger RNA of Hippopotamus amphibius kiboko, 231 nucleotides long. RefSeq names its product NADH dehydrogenase [ubiquinone] 1 subunit C1, mitochondrial-like. The record is from RefSeq and is a predicted model, not a curated record. The transcript has a single exon. NCBI's taxonomy places the organism in Eukaryota, Metazoa, Chordata, Mammalia, Artiodactyla, Hippopotamidae. Gene Ontology annotation, cellular component: mitochondrion. The coding region runs from base 1 to 231 and encodes 76 amino acids.
AUGGCACAGCCCGCGUUGCUGCGUCCCUUCUCCAAGCUGCUGGCCCCAGCCCGGCUCCCCAGCGGCUCUUCUGCGCGGUCCAAGUUCUACAUUUGGGAACCGCCGCAUGGCAGACCUGACUGGCCGAAAGUUGCGUUGACCUUGGGCACCUCGAUUUUCUUGUGGAUCUAUCUCAUCAAACAACAUAAUGAAGAUGUUUUAGAGUAUAAAAGAAGAAAUGGGAUGGAAUAA